AUGGCGAAUGAAGGUUCUCAUACCGAGACCUUAGCUCCGCUGGAGUCGCAUCUGUUCGAGAAUCGGCUUGUUGAUGCCAGCCAACAUCAGACAUCUUCGUAUGCUCCCACGACAUCCGGGCCUGAAGCUGUAUCAUGGACUGUGCAGAGCUCCACAGCGAAUGGAGUUUAUCCUAAUCCAACAUACCAGUAUGAUCAGCAUCCGCAGCCACCUGGAAGAAGCGUUCAAGAUGGUCAAAGUGUAUCGUCAGUUGCUGGUAAUACAUCAAAUUUGGGAACAGCUAAUGCACCACAAGAUUACAAUGCAUACACAUCAUAUGCAAAUUCUUCUAAUCCAUAUGGUUAUGGCAGCAGUACGGGAUACUCAGGCUACUAUAACAGCUAUCAGCAGCAGCAACCUAAUCAUGCUUAUUCACAGCCUGUAGGAGCAUAUCAAAAUACAGACUACUGGAGGUUACCAAAACAGCAAUGGAUAUACAAAUCAAGCGCCGCAACUCCAGUGCAGUAUCAGCAACAAUACACGCAAUGGGCAGACUACUACAGCCAAACAGAAGUCAGUUGUGCUCCAGGGACAGAAAACUUGUCUGUCCCAAGUUCAUCUACUUCGGGAUGUCCCGUUCCUGCAGCUACUAGUAGUUAUGCAACUCCAAAUAAUCAGCCUCCACAAUCAUAUCCACAAUAUUGGGGGCAAGAGUCCAGCACUCCUGCUGUGCCUUCUUUUCAGCCUGCUGCAGUAAAUAGUGGUGAUUAUGACGGUUACUGGAAACAUGGCGCCCAAACUAGUUCUCAAAUUCACCAAACUAGUUCUCAAAUUCUCCAAACUAAUCCUAUUCAACCAAACUAUCAAAGUCAUUUGGAUUUAAAUUCUUCUUAUGAUAAAUUUCAGGAUCAACAGAAGACAGUAUCUUCUCAAGGAACCAAUUUGUACUUCCCUCCUCCCCCCCCUCCCCCUCCCCCUCAACAGGUUAAUCUGGCGCCCUUACAAAGUGCUCCACCUUUGGAUACAAAACAAGUAAGCAAGUUUCAGAUCCCAACAAAUCCUCGAAUUGCUUCAAAUUUGGCCUUCGAACAAUCUAAGACCGAGAAAGAUAGCUCCACAUCCAGUGCAGCCAUGAAACCUGCUUAUAUUGCUGUUUCUUUGACAAAACCAACUGAGAAAGUAUCAUCUAAUGAUGCUGCUAAUUCUAUACUUAAGCCCGAUACGUUUCCCAAGUCUUUGCGUGGCUAUGUUGAAAGAGCCUUGGCUCGUUGUAAAGACGAUGAUAAGCAAAUGGCAGCAUGCCAGGCUGUCAUGAAAGAGAUGAUCACCAGGGCUAGAGCUGAUUGUACCCUACACACACGAAAUUGGGAUAUGGAACCGCUUUUCCCAAUGCCAGAUGCAGAUGCAGUCAUUAAAGAUAAUUCACUGUCUUCGGCCCAUGAUUUUGUAUUGCCAAAAUCUAAAAAAAGUCCUAGACGGUCUAAAAGUAGAUGGGAGCCAUUACCAGAGGAGAAGCCGGUUGACCAUCCAUUGCCAAUAAGUAAUGAUACUGUAAAAUACAGUAGUUGGGUACCUAAUGAAAAGGAUAGAAAGGUGGUAGUGGAAAACAAAGAGAGCAAGGAAGACAGUUGGAGGAAUGCAAAAUUUUCUCCAUUAUUUCAGAGAAUGUCAAGUAAGGCUCCCCAAAGGCCAUUUAAGAAGCAGCGUCUUGCCGAUGUAUCUAUUGCUCAUGAAAAUGGUAAUGCAUCUAGUGACAGUGAUAAGGAACAAAGUUUGGCAGCAUAUUAUUCUGCUGUUGUUAAUGAUACACCAGAGGAAUUGAAAAGACGUGAGAUUCGUUCUAAGCGAUUUGAUUUAGGGCAAACACAACGAACAGAAAAUAACCACUCAAGGAAAAAAAAUGCUAGAGCUGGAAACUUGUACAAUAGAAGGGCUAGUGCUAUGGUGCUUAGCAAAAGCUUUGAUGAUGGUGUCAGCAAAGCUGUUGAGGAUAUUGACUGGGAUGCUCUUACUGUAAAGGGUACCUGCCAGGAAAUUGAAAAGAAAUACCUGCGCCUAACAUCGGCACCAGAUCCCGCCACUGUAAGACCUGAAGAGAUUCUUGAAAAAGCACUAUUAAUGGUUCAAAGUUCCCAAAGGAAUUACCUUUACAAAUGUGACCAGUUAAAGUCUAUUCGCCAAGACCUAACUGUGCAAAGAAUACACAAUCAACUAACAGUCAAGGUGUAUGAAACGCAUGCCCGGUUGGCACUGGAAGUUGGGGACCUGCCUGAAUAUAAUCAGUGUCAAUCCCAGCUAAAGGCUCUUUACGCCGAAGGGAUUGAGGGGUCGUACAUGGAAUUUGCUGCUUACAACUUGCUUUGUGUUAUUAUGCAUUCAAAUAAUUACAGAGAACUCCUAUCAUCAAUGGCAAGAUUAUCCGUCGAUUCAAAGAAGGAUGAAGCUGUAAAACAUGCCCUGGCAGUUCGUGCAGCUGUAACUUCGGGAAAUUAUGUUGCAUUCUUUAGAUUGUACAAAGCAGCUCCUAACUUAAACACAUGCCUUAUGGAUCUAUAUGUUGAAAAGAUGAGGUAUAAAGCCGUGACCUGCAUGUGCCGAUCAUAUCGGCCUACCUUGCCUGUUUCUUACGUCUCUCUGGUUCUUGGAUUCUCAACUGCCGUUCCCUCAAAUGAAGCAAACGAUGAGAAAGAGGCUGCCGCUUUGGAAGAGUGUUCAGAAUGGUUGAAAGCGCAUGGUGCCAUCAUAAUAGCUGAUAACAACGGAGACAUGAUGCUUGAUACAAAAGUCUCAUCCACUAGUUUGUUUGUGCCAGAGCCAGAGGAUGCUGUUUCCCACGGAGAUGCCAACCUUGAUGUUAAUGAUUUUUUAGCAAAGGCACCUUUAUAG
Vicia faba (fava bean) is the source of this 2865-nucleotide messenger RNA. NCBI's taxonomy places the organism in Eukaryota, Viridiplantae, Streptophyta, Magnoliopsida, Fabales, Fabaceae. The record is from the annotation of a GenBank genome assembly.